Molecule: messenger RNA, 2766 nt
Organism: Clupea harengus (Atlantic herring)
Lineage: Eukaryota; Metazoa; Chordata; Actinopteri; Clupeiformes; Clupeidae
Gene: amh
Product: anti-Mullerian hormone
Biological process (GO): gonad development
Molecular function (GO): growth factor activity
Source: RefSeq, a predicted model, not a curated record
AAACAGUGCCCAAACUCCACCUCCCAUAACCCAUUCAAGGCCAGACUCCUGUGCUUCGGUGACCAGCUCCCGCUCUUGUGAACCUGGAGAAGCUGAUAUAAAACCAGUCUCUCUCUCUGGCCCACCCUAAAAACAGGAACUGAUGCAGGCGAGUCAGAACGUCUUUGACAUGUGGAUGCCCUUGUUCCUACUUCUGCCCCUGGGCCUUGCCCCCGUCACCACCACAACCCUGGAGGAAAGCAAGGGGCCCACCUUAAAGCCUCCUGCACCAGAGGUGGGCCAGGACCCGGGAUCAGGACCUCAGAUCUGGAAUGCUGGGCCACCUCAGACAUCUGCCACGCGUGCUACGCUCCUUGAACAUGUGGGGCUGUUGGGAUCUAUGAUCUUCAACGGAGAUACUCGUGAUGCCCAUCGUGGGGGAGGAAAUGGAGAAGGAAAGCAGGUGGAUGUUCUGAAAUCCAGCCUGAGCACGGAGGAUGUGCAGAGGGGAGAGGACUCGUUCCCACAGCCUCCGGUGAUCAGUACGAGGUCUGUUCCUUCUCUGCGCAGUGGUGUGUCUGGGGAAGCGUCGUGUUUUGCAAUGGCUGGGAAUUUAGGCGAUAGACUGGGAGAAGUCCUAUCUGCACUCCCAGUUGGCUGGAACAGGAAGAGUGAGUUGGGAAGAGACACCCUGGCUCAGUUUGGGAUUUGCACUGGCAGUGAUAGGUCGACUGAUGCUGGGCUCUCAGCUUUGUCCAUCUUGGCUGCAGUCAGAGAUGGAGACAAUGUGGGCCCUUGGGCAUUGCAUCUGGAUAAAGAACGCUGGGUUCCUGGAGAGGAAGCAGGAAGCUUUUCUUUGACCUUUGAAGUUCCUCAGGCCUUUGAAGUGAGCACACACCUCAGCACAGUGGCUCCCACAAUGCUGUUGUUCUUUGUAGCCUCCAAAAGAACAGAGAUCCUUGAAGUUACUUUCAGCAGCGAUGUACUCCUUCCCAUCAAACAGACAGCAUGUCUUUCAGUGGGAACUCAGUUCACCGUUCUGACCAGAAGAGUGUCUGGACCAGGGAGUCCAAGACAGCAGACCAUACGAAUCACUGUUGAAUCAAAGGAACCAAACAACGAGGCAAAGCUGUCUUUGUCUGAAGUGCAAGACGUGUUAAUGAGUCGUGUUCGAGGGGACGGUGCCCAGAACGGACCUCUGCUGGUCUUUGUCCCAAACAAGUCACCAAAUGAGGAUAAGCCGGGGGGUUUCACCUCAGCUGAUCACAGUGCCCAAUCUCCAGUUCCGCCUUCACCUUCCAGAACCUACCAGUUCUUGUGUGAGCUCCAGAGGUUCCUUAGCGAUGUUCUACGGCAGAUGAAAGUAUCAUCUCAGCCUUACAGAGAUACUAUUGCUCUCCCGCUGGCAUCACUGAGCUCUCUGCCACCACUGAACCUGGGCAUGUCCUCCAGCGAGAGCCUCUUGUUGGGCCUACUGAACUCCUCAACGCCAACACUCUUCUCCUUUCCACAGUGGGGCGCUGGGCUGCUGGGCCACCGGGUGGCGCUCUCUCUCCAGCCACCACUGCUGUCUAUGCUUCAGCAGCGAUUGGUUGACGCCAGGGCCCAGUUUCGGAGCGAAGAGUUGGGACAGAGCUUGAUUGACAGACUACAGACGCUCAGUGUACUUAGUGCCUUGCCAGCUGAAGGGAUGGAUCAAUCAGAAGGUGAUGGGGAAGCAAGUGAGGGCCAGUACCGUGCCCUGCUGUUGCUGAAGGCGUUACAAACGGUCCUGGGGGCCUGGGAGGCAGAGCGAGCCAAGAGGGAAGCCCGCAGUGGAGAGGAGAGUCCAGGAAAACGCAACUCCUGUCGCCUGGAGAGCUUGACCAUAUCCCUCGAGGCCUUCCUUCUGGAGCCUUCUGUGGCCACCAUCAACAACUGUGAGGGUGAGUGUGGCUUCCCUUUGCCCAAGGGCAACAACCAUGCCAUCCUGCUGAACUCCAUGGUGCAGAAGGAGGGCUGGACUGGCCGUGCCCCCUGCUGCGUGCCCACAGAGUACGGCGAACUGCUGGUCAUUGAGCUGGACAAGGAUGGCACCACCAUCACCGCCAAGACAAACAUGGUGGCCAAGGAAUGUGGCUGCCGCUGAACUCAUUGCGCUGCCAACCACAGCCCACUAACAGGGCAGCACACAAAUAUAUAAAGCAUGUUUUUGUUUUUUUUGUCACUCACUACCAUCAUGUAUAGUAUAACAAUUACUGUGUAAAUACUCCACAACUGUAUUUAUUUCCCUGUCUAUGUGUUUAGACAUGACAUUCCUUAAGACAGAGAAAGUUUUUGUAUGUAUUUAGAGACUCACAGAUCAGAUGCGUUUUUGUCUGCAGAAACAUUAAAGCCACUUUGGUUAUGUAAAGAUGAAAUGUUGCUCGGAGGGUUUGCAAUGUUGCAUAAAAGGUAAAGAUUAAGACUAACAUUUUACAUUUUAUUAAUAGCCUUUUUAAGUGAAGUUAUUGUAAGUAUUGAUCUUGGCUGAAAUAGCUUGUGAAUGACAUGCUAUGGCAAACAGUACAUUUAAAUAGACCAACAAAAUAUUAGCAAACAAAAGAUGAUGUAACUGUUCAUGGAGUGAUGCUUCAUUUAUUGUGACAAAGAAAGUACUGUUACAAAGACACUGAUUUAUCAAAUUAUACACUGUUUCACUUUCUCUGUUCUAAUGGCAGUGCUGAAGUUGUAAUUAUGUUGGUGCCGAACACAAUGUGAAAUUUUUGGGGUACAUAAAAUCUGCCCUAGUGGCACGACUCAUAUUAA